CAGCGACCUUCCCUAGAGGGUCACCAACCUGUGAAUUCCAGCUCGAAAUCCAAAACAAAAGAAGUUCGGAGAUAGCUCUGCAGCUUCUGGGAGAUUAGAAGAGUAACCGAUACAGCAAAAUUGUCGUAUUGCGUCGUUACGCGCAUAGAUAUUCACAUCUAAUCUGGUGCAAGGGCUUUUCCAUAUCCUAACCUUGAUCAUAUUCAAGAGGAUUGAUUUAGGUGCUAGGUGGAGUUUUGUUUGACAGCUUUUCUGUCGAGUUCCCAUUCAAGACUUUAUGAUAACACAAGUCAACUCAAUCGUGUACAAGAGAGUCUCACGGGUCGCUUAUAGUUGGAUAUCGGACCCGUCGCAGCUAAAAUUCCUCAAGUAUCUGAUACAGAGACAUAGUCAAAGCCAUGUGAUUAUGCUUAUUUAGGCUGCAAAACAAAACAGCCGCCAGGAGCUCAUCAAAUGGCAAUAAAGCAGCGAAGAAAGAUUGACUUUGGGCCGCCGAGCUCUUAAGGAAUGAUGAUUCGAUGGAGAUAUUGGAGGCUGUUUCUCUUGGCGUAUCUCUUCAGUUUUGGAGUCUUCACUGGCAACGGCCAGAGAGACUGCCGUAAGCCACUUGGGAUGCAGAGCGGGGACAUCACCGACGCCCAACUCUCAGCGGCAUCGUCGUACAACAACAACAGAACGGCGUACGGCCCUGGACGAGCUAGACUCAACCACCCUGGCGGCUACCGGGCAAACAAAGCCAUCCCUCAGACCUAUCUAGGCGUACGCUUUCUCAAGCCCUAUAUCAUCACGGGCAUAGCGACACAGGGGUAUGGCAUCGUGGCCGUCAAGGAGUGGGUUAAGCUGUUCUGGCUGGGUUACUCUGAAGGAUCCAAUACGUCAUUCUUUAAGAGCAACAAGGAUAGUACUACUGCCAAGAUGUUUUCAGCCAACAAUGACAGUAACACAGUCGUGUACAACGACAUCCCCAUCCCCGCCAAGGUCACGAGUGUGCAUCUGAUGCCCAUCCAAUACGAGACGAACUUCGCCAUUAGGAUAGAGCUAUAUGGCUGUGUGGCAGAUGGAUAUGAAUGUCUUAGCACCCCGUGUCUGAACGGUGGAACAUGUGUUGACCUCGUGGCAAGCUAUCGCUGCGAUUGCAUAAAAGGGUUCAAUGGGACAAACUGCCAAUACAAUAUCGACGACUGUGCGAGUUCGCCAUGUCUGAACGGAGGCACGUGUAUAGACGGAGUGAGCGAGUUUCACUGCAAUUGUACAGCGGGAUAUGAAGGAACUGACUGCGGGAGAAAUAUCAACGAGUGCCAAAGCAACCCCUGUAUGCACGGAGGCCGCUGCAUAGACGGCGUUGAUAGCUUUACGUGUACCUGCGCAAGAGGCUUUGGCGGACCCACGUGUGAGGAAGAGCUAGGAUUCUUCGUUGCGAUCUGGCUAAGACUUGAAUCUAAAACGUUCAGCACAAGUUACUUGAACGAGAGUUCGUCAGUUUACCAACAGGAGGCACAGCUUGUCAACAAUGAAGUCACUCUGAUGGUCAGGCAGCACUAUGGCUUUAAUUUCACAGACAUAAGGAAAUUCAGCCCUGUGGAUGUCAAUGGCGUUGUUGUUGAAGUUUUGAUCAGCUGCUUAAAGAACAGCACAGAUUCAAUCGCCCGUGCCAUUAGAAAAGGUGUUAUCAACGGUCACAACAUAUUUGCGUAUGACUUUUUCAAAUAUGAAAAUAGAGCCGCAGAAUCCUGCAACCCCCCAAAUAUCACAAUUGCUUUACCAAAAGACAUACUAACACCCUUUCAAAGGGGAGCGGCCCAAGACUUGGAACUUCACAUCGGUUUCGCAUUAAACUGUCAUUUUUCUUCAUCGCUGAGCUACAACAUAAGCAUGUACUCAAUAGAGUCUUCCGGAAACUUCAUCAAAACACUUUUUACUGAGGGACGCAAAUAUUCUGACUUCUUUUAUCGGAUUCCAGCUAAUACCUUACCCUACGGAUUGUAUUAUGUUAAAAUAGCAGCAGAAGUAAAUAAGAUAGAGGGAACAAGCGUGAACGAUUACGGGUUCUUAGAAAUUACUAAGACACCACUAGUCGCUAAUAUUUCGGGCUCUGAGCAAGCAUUCAAGGGAAGAGGAGAAUUACUAAGACUUUCAGGCUCAUUUUCCUAUGACCCGGAUGUCGGCCAAGGAAACCACUCUGAGAUGCAGUUCGAGUGGCUAUGCAGACGAGAGAACGAGACAUUUCCCAGUAAUGUGACGUCACUUCCGGUCGUCAGGCCUUCAUCCUCGUCCCAGGACUUCGGCGGCUGUUAUGGAACUGGAGUUGGAAGAUUGGAAUCUAGCGCUAAAGGAAAUGACGUCCUUGAGCUUGAUGUUGAUAGGAUGAUUGGAAAUGUCGAUUACGUCAUCGCACUGGUUGUUAAGAAGGGGUCGAGAUCAACGUGGGCGUACCAGGUUGUCAAGGUGAUGAAGGAGAUUGACAUAUCACUUAACUGUUUGCAGAAUUGUGAGUACCACGUCAUCCCUGCGCACAGGUUUAUCGUGGAGAUGCGGUGUGCUGGUUUACUCUGUAAUGAUAUCUUCAGCUACGAGUGGAACCUUUACCUUAUCAACUCUACAACACAAAAAUGGCAGCGACUGACUGAUCUAGAGCGCAAAAUCUUCACUUAUAUGAACUCUCCCAACCUCGUCACACGCGAAAACACUCUACACGGAAAUACUUCGUACGUACUCGAACUCACAGCACGAGCACCGAAUGGCGUAAUCGAAAGGACGAGUUAUCGAUUUAUAACGAACAGUCCUCCCAGUGGUGGCACUUGUGCGGUGGACAAAAGUCAGGGUCUAGCUUGGGAGACCGAGUUCCAGUUUGUAUGUGGCGGCUGGCAAGAUGAGGAUCAGCCGCUGACCUACAGGUUUUUAUACAACACGAGUGAUGGCGUUGAGAUGGUGUUUAGUUCCGGUGUGACAAAAGCACCAAAAGCUCGACUUCCGGUAGGAGACAAAAGACGCGAUUUCAACCUCGACAUUCUGGUACAGGUCGCAGACUCAAUCGGUUCAGCGGUCAUCGUGGGUAUGAGUGUUAAGGUGAUUGAGCCGGAGUUGUCUCUGCAAACGCUGGACGCUGCAGUUGGCGCUAACGGGGAGAUGAACCGCUAUCUUCGGAUGAAUAACAUCGAGUUAGCAGCACAGCGUGCUACCUCUGUGCUAUCCGUGGUCAACCAUAUGUCUGCCAAGAAGAUGAACGUACAAGAGAAGAUCAAGAUCAAGGAUUCAAUCACUGACGCAUGGUCUACUAUCAUGGUGAACGUGACGAGGCUCGAGGAGUUGAGUCAGGUGGCGGCGGUGGUGGCGGGGGUGACCGACAAGAGGGACGAGCUCUCCGUCGAAUCACAGGAGAAGACGGUAGCUUUAUUGGCCUCUAUGGCAUCGUAUUUUGAGGCUGAGGUCGCGAAUAAGAGUAGAACUGACCAAAAGGAGUCUAUAGUUCAAAGUUUGGGAUCAGGGUUACUUCACGACAUGGGUAACAUGGUCUGGAUAUUGUCUGCUUAUGCCACACCCCCCACACAACAGGAGUCAAGACAAAAAAGAGACAUCACUUCACAGAAGAAGAGUAAAGAUAUGGUCGUGAAAACCCUUGCGCUUGUGGAUCAAGUCGGCGGCAAUUUACUGAAAACAAAAGAACUAUACGAGAAGCCAAGUGUCAUAACAACGCGCAUGCUCGAUAUGGUGAUUGACAGGCAGAAUCCUUCCCUCAUUGGUGGAAAAUCAUUAGUUAAUGGAGGAACUAGGGUACAGUUACCAUCCACGAAAGAUCUUAUAAACGGGUUGACGACGAGGAACAAUGAAUUCCUUAGCACUCAGAUGGUGUCUUUCAAGACAAACCCAUACACUUGGAGUAGGCAGGCAGUGAACGUCAAAUCUUCGGUCCUGGAUUUCAAAGUGCGCAAUGCAAGUGGUUUCGAAAUGGAUAUCAGCAACCUGAAAAACGACAUCGAUCUGUUUAUCCCGCAAUUAAAAUUCCUGCCUCAGCUAAAGCCAGGAGCGUUUUUCGCAAAGCCGAGUAUCAACGGAAGCAUGCAGUACCACGUGAUAACUAUCCCAGGAAAAGAGUACGCAGUAACAAUCAAAAUAAAACCCUUAAGUACUGCAAACCUCACACUCUACGUCCGAUAUCACCAAAGACCCACUGUCAGCGACCACAACUUCACAGCCACAAUACCCAAUUACACCCAGUGUAAUUAUACCAACGGAGGAUGGGUGAACUGCUCGUCUGAUCCCUUCGCGGUGACGAUAUCGUUUGUCGACACAGGCCAUGUGGGACUGCACUACAUUGGCAUCGUGUAUCACGAACCCAUGACGUCACGACGCACCAGGAUCAGGAAGGAUUGCUCUUCGGGAUCAGGAAGGGGUAGGCGGGCACUUUGUGUAGGUGUCAAGGACCCCCCUACUACUUUACCUCCGGUCUACAAGAUCAUGCCGAGGUUUGAUCCUACGAGGGACGUGAACUACACUAUGGAGGUGUCUAUGGGGGCGUGUUUGUACUGGGAAGAGGGAAGGCAGACAUGGUCGUCACGAGGGUGCAGAGUCGGACCCAAGUCAAGACCCGGAUCCCUGCACUGCAAGUGUGACCACUUGACAUCGUUUGGCGGCGAUUUCUUUGUUUCUCUCAACCCCAUUGACUUUGAUAUCGUGUUCAAAAGAUUCCAAGACUUCGAUGCCAAGAACUUCGUCGUGUUCUUUGUUGUGUUCAGUAUUCUUGGAUUAUACCUAAUCGCUCUGGUCUUUGCGAUGCGCGCGGACAGGAAAGAUACAGCAAAGGCCGUCGAGAACCUCCACCUUGACAUUUCAUCAGGAAACUGGUACGAGAUCACCAUUUACACCGGUGUGUGGCGUAAUAACGGCACUACGGCAAAUGUCGCUGCCACCAUAAGCGGCCAAAAUGGCGCCAGCGAGGUCAUCCCACUCAGCGAUAGGUACAGCAAGAGAAGGCUGUUCGCACGCGCCAGCAUCAACACAUUUACAGUCUCACUUUCCAAUGACAUUGGUCCUGUUACCAGUCUCAAGCUAUGGCACGACAAUUACGGCUCUAACCCCUCGUGGUUCAUACACCAAGUUGUCAUUACGAACUUGGAGACAGACUCUAAGACCUACUUCGUGUGUAACCGUUGGCUGGCUGUCGAUAAGGGUGAUGGGCAGCUCGAGGGGGAGUUCAAGGUUGCUUCUAAGAAAGAGUUGUCAAGUUUCAAGUACCAGUUUUACUCACGCUUGUCCAGGAACCUCGGAGACGGACACUUGUGGUUGUCAGUAGUCACCAGGCCUCCGCAUAGCCCGUUCACACGCGCACAGAGGCUGUCAUGCUGUCUGUCUGUUCUGUACUGUGCAAUGGUGGCCAGUGCCAUGUUUUAUCAAUUCGGAGACAAAACAAAUUCUACGAAAACCCUCAAAGUCGGCAGUCUCAGACUUAGUCUUAGACAGUUGGUUAUUGGCUUACAAAGUGCGAUAGUUGUUGUGCCCGUCAAUGUACUUAUUGUUGCAAUAUUCAGAAACGUUAAGGCGAGACGCAGAUUUGAGGAUACUUAUACACCAAAUGGGCCACCACCCAAGAAGUUCAAGACUCCUGGUUGUCUCCCGUAUUGCUUCGUUUACUUGGGUUGGCUUCUUUGUCUGUCAUCAGCAGGAGUGGCUGCAUCGUUUACGAUAUUCUACAGUCUCUCCUGGGGCGGGGAGCUGGCCAAUCAAUGGCUGACCUCAGUGAUAAUAUCCUUUAUUCAAGAUAUUGGGGUGACUCAGCCCCUCAAAGUGGCUACCUUCGCUGUACUCCUUGCCAUCAUCAUGAGAAAACCCGUCGAAGAGAACACCUCGAAGGGCGGCAUCAAGGCGCGACUGGAGGUGCAGAAAGGAGCAUCAAUAACCCCGCCCAAGGGUGAGGAGUUAGAGGAGGCGCGCAUGUACCGUCAGAAUGUUCUGGAGACGUUAAAAGCUGUGACGGAGAUCGUGUUUUACUUGCUCUUUGUCAUCUGUUUGUUUGUGUUCGCGUACGCCAAUCGAGGAUACGACAGGUACCGUCUUACCAAGUCCAUCGAUGACAUCUUCACGUCGUCAUUUGAGGAGGUCGACAGGAUAGAGGGCUUCUGGGAAUGGUCACGUGGGACGCUAGUCCCAGGCCUCUACGACACGAGCUGGUAUUCAGCUGGCGGAGCGGUCCUGGAUGAAGGUUAUAUCAGUAAUAAGGAGUCGUUUCUGGUCGGAAUGCCGAGGUUCAGGCAACUUAGGAUGAAAACAGUUUCAAAGUGUAAAAUCGAAAAAGAACGCUACAAGUUUGUGAGCAGCUUCGCCCGCUGCCUUGCGCCCUACGAGCCUGAACACGAGUACAGAACCUCCUACAACUUACCCAAAUGGAUUCCAGUAACAAAUACUAGCCACUACGGUAGUGUGUUCAAUCUGAGACGUCUCUGUCCGAUGCCAUGGCGGUACCAGCCCUCUAGCGAACUCAAGACGCUGGCAUUCCAUGGAAAGCUGAAGAGCUACGCCGGCGGUGGCUUUGUGGCUGACUUGGGUUACAAUAAGCGCACGGCAUUACUAGUAAUUGAUGAUCUUCAGGCUAAUAACUGGGUAGAUCUGCAAACAGUUGCUUUGUUCGUGGAAUUCACCGUUUUCGAGCCGUCAACAGCGCUGUUCAGCCACGCAAAGUAUUUAUACGAAAUGAGUCCUGCGACUGGAAAACCAACUCUGUAUCAUAACAUACAGACAUUGUCGCUCUAUGCCAGCCCAGACCUUAACUUUCGAAAGUUCUUCAAUGCGAUCCAGAUAAUAAUCCUGCUCCUUAUAUUCUGUUACUUGAUCAUAGAAGUUGGUAAAGUGCUAUCCUUAAAGUGUAAGUACUUUGUGUCGUUCUGGAACUGGUUAAAUAUGUUGCAGCUGCUCACAGCUAUUGCAACGGUAGUCUUGUUCUUCUUCAAGGAGGAUUACGUGUCUCAAUUCGUGAAGAACGUGCAAAGGAACCCGUACGAAACCACCAGUAUCGACUACGUCAUACUCUUCUCAGAGUUGGAGCUUUAUGUGUUAUCUACAGUGGUAUUCAUCGUCACUAUUAAAUUCCUGCGACUGCUACGCUUCAAUCGUCAUAUCUGUCAAAUGACGGCCUCAAUGAAGCAUUCAUCAGGGAGCAUCACGACUUAUGCAAUCGUCUUUCUUAUUGACAUGAUCGCAUUCGCGUUUGUUGCUAUCCUCGUCUUGGGAAUAACCAUUGAGAAUUACUCUGACUUCGUAGAAGCGUUGAGUUCUCUCUUCCAAAUGUUCCUGGGCGCAGAAAUUGAUUUCCAGGAAAUCCAGUCAGCCAAUCGUAUCAUCGGACCAGUCUUCUUCUUCACUUACAUGAUCACAAUGAUAUUCAUCCUCAUCAACAUGUUCGUUGCGAUUCUUAACGACUCUUACGACAGUGUCCGCCAUUUGUCUGGCGGAAAAUUUCCGGACACCGAGCUCGGGCACUUCAUACGCAAGUACUACAAUGAGAAAUUCCGAGGGACUUAUGAGAUAUUUAAGCGUCAGUUUGGAAUUCUCGGAUAUCGACAUCAAAAGUAUUGGCCAAAAGAAAAGGAUCGAACCUCAAAAGACAUCCUUGGCAUGAGCUAUGCGUCUCUUUUACCUGACUCGUUCUCUUUCACAAACAUUGGUUACAAGACAGAUUUGGAUGAACAUCCGGCAAAAUGCGAUAUCCCGGAUGAAGAACAGGAAAUCGAAGAGACUAUGUCCGAGCAUGGGACUGAGACUAGCGCGUCUGCCGCAACAGAAAGCUCGUCGCCAGAGCUUCUAGAUCUCCUGUCAGAUCUUCCAGAGUCGAUAGUGGACGAUGACGAUACUGUCGAUAACGUUCGAGAUAAGUUGUCGAAUGUCGGAGCAGUGCUGCGGUUGUCUAAGCGAUCAUACCGUCGGUUCUCGACAAGUGGCGACAAAUUUGUUGUCGAGAGAGAAGUCAAGUUGGGCCCAUCUGUACAGUUAACAUUCACACCGAUACUAAGUGAGAGAAAAAUCCAUCUUCCGAAAUCAGACGCAGUAUAACACACUACUUGGUAGUAUUUCUCUUUUUUCUAGGUAUUUUUCAUCGAAUUUCUUAACAAAAAAAAUAUUCUCUCAAUACAUUAUGUGUAUAUAAAUUCCUACUGUGAACAAUAAAAUCAAGAAUUUGCAACAUUGUA
Messenger RNA from Nematostella vectensis (starlet sea anemone), 8177 nucleotides. Its product is annotated as polycystic kidney disease protein 1-like 2. The record is from RefSeq and is a predicted model, not a curated record. The transcript has 24 exons. The coding region runs from base 508 to 8040 and encodes 2510 amino acids. Gene Ontology annotation, molecular function: protein binding; calcium ion binding; calcium channel activity. NCBI's taxonomy places the organism in Eukaryota, Metazoa, Cnidaria, Anthozoa, Actiniaria, Edwardsiidae. Gene Ontology annotation, biological process: detection of mechanical stimulus. Gene Ontology annotation, cellular component: membrane.